This is a messenger RNA of Talaromyces amestolkiae, 1125 nucleotides long. RefSeq lists its product as uncharacterized. The record is from RefSeq and is a predicted model, not a curated record. The transcript has a single exon. Gene Ontology annotation, biological process: nucleoside metabolic process. Gene Ontology annotation, molecular function: catalytic activity. NCBI's taxonomy places the organism in Eukaryota, Fungi, Ascomycota, Eurotiomycetes, Eurotiales, Trichocomaceae. The coding region runs from base 1 to 1125 and encodes 374 amino acids.
AUGACCGCCAGACCGCAAACCCGAGGAGACUUUCACGUAGGCAUCGUUUGCACUCUGGAUAUCGAAAAACAAGCAAUCGAUAAGUUCUUCGAUGAAGUAUACAACGCAGCCGAGUACGGAAAACUAGGGGGAGAUGCAAAUUACUACAAAAUCGGCCGGAUCGGCAGACAUGAUGUUGUUCUGGUGAAGCUUUCUGGAGAAGGUACACAGUAUUCUGCGCGAUCAGUAACGGAUCUGAGUCAGUCAUAUCCGGAUAUCAAAGUCUACUUGCUCGUCGGGAUAUGCGCUGGUGUUCCGUUUAGAGGAAAGACUCGGACUCAAGAGACGGAGACUAUACUUGGCGAUGUGAUUAUCGGUGAUAGCAUCGUCCAGACUGAUUACGGAAAACAGUAUACGGAGGAGUAUCAACGGAGAAAGGAUAGACGAGAAGUCCUUGGAAAUCCUCCACUUGAUAUCCGAAAUAUGCUCAGUCACUUGAAAUCUGAGCCGGAGCCUGUGCUAAAUAAAAUGAUGUCUUAUCUUGAGGUUCUCCAGGAACAGGACCAGGGCAAAUGGCAUUACAAGGGUGUUUCAGAAGACAGACUUUUUGAGACUUCGUUUCGGCACAGACACUAUACCAAAGACAUCAAAUGUGAAUGCAUCAAUUGCAAGACAAAGGAUGAUCCAAUCUGCCAUGCAGCUCUACGAGAUUCGUGUACCACAACUGGAUGUGCAGACCACUAUCAUUGUUUGAUCAGUAGAAAUAGGCUGGAAACUACCACCAAAAAUAAUUGCUUUACACCAAAACCCUUAAUCCACUUCGGCACCAUUGCCUCUGCAAACACCGUUCUAAAGUCUGGCGAACAUCGAGACCUGAUUGUUCAAAACGAGCGAGAUCAAUGGGACGAGGAAAUCAUUGCAUUCGAAAUGGAAGGUGCAGGGAUGUGGGACAGCAGGCCCUGUGUCAUCAUCAAGGGAGUUUCGGAUUAUGCGGAUAGUCAUAAAAAUGAUAUCUGGCAUGCAUAUGCAGCAGCUACUGCGGCGGCUUGUACGAAGGCGUUUCUGGAGUUGUGGAUUCCUUCAGAUCCUGUUGUUACCCCGCCGGUACUACGUGGCCGCAGAAGCCUUGAAGGUGAGACACAAUGA